UCUCUUUAGAACAGAGCUAAUACCAGUCACAGUUAACUUAUAUAUUGCUUAUUAAGACCAAAAGCGUCACUUUGACUUUAAUAAUGUCUGCACCAAAGAAAGGAGACCUGACCGACACAGAGAAAGAGCUACUUCUGGUUAUUGCUGCAGGUAAUGUGCAAGAAGCCUCCAGACUGCUUGGAUCCAAAGAUGUCAGGGUAAACUGUCUGGAUGAGUAUGGCAUGACCCCUCUCAUGCACGCUGCAUAUAAGGGCAAGGCAGACAUGUGCAAACUGCUGCUACAGCACGGAGCUGACGUCAACUGCAACGAACAUGAACAUGGAUACACCGCACUCAUGUUUGCAGGACUCUCAGGAAAGACAGAUAUCACCUGGAUGAUGUUGGAUGCUGGAGCCGAGACGGAUGCAGUGAACUCAGUCGGCAGAACAGCAGCACAAAUGGCUGCUUUUGUAGGGCAGCACGACUGUGUGACCGUAAUCAAUAACUUCUUCUCCCGUGCGAGGUUGGAUUACUACACAAAACCACAGGGACUGGAAAAGGAACCAAAACUCCCUUCUAAACUCGCUGGACCGCUACACAAAAUUAUCAUGAGUACCAACCUCAACCCAGUUAAGAUAGUGAUGGUGGUGAAAGAAAACCCUCUGCUGAUGGAUGUGGAAGCACUUGAGAAGUGUCGCAAGGUUCUGGAGCUGAUCUGUGAGAAGUGCAUCAAACAGCAGGAUAUGAAUGAAGUGUUGGCCAUGAAGAUGCACUACCUCAGCUGUGUGCUGCAGAAAUGUGGCUCUUUCCUGAAAGAUCGCCAGGACAAGCUUGAUGGCCUCAUCAAGAGUCUUAUGAAAGGGCGAGACAGUGACGGCUUCCCGGUAUUCCAGGAGAAGUUCCUCCGGGAGUGCAUUAGGAAAUUUCCAUACUGUGAUGCCACAUUGCUGCAGCAGCUGGUCCGGAGUAUCGCUCCAGUGGAAAUUGGAAGUGACCCCACCGCUCUGUCAGUGCUCACCCAGGCCAUCACGGGGCAGGUGGGCUUCAUGGACGCAGACUUCUGCACAUCCUGUGGUGAGAAAGGGGCAGAGAAAAGAUGCUCCAUCUGCAAAAUGGUGAUCUACUGUGGCCCGGCCUGUCAGAAGCUGCACUGGUUCAGCCAUAAGAAGGUCUGUAAGAUGUUACAGGAGCAGAGAGAGAAACAUGAAGCUGAUUCAGCAUCACGACUACAGAAACAGGCCAAAGCUGAGGAUGAUCAGGCAUUGGAGGAGACGACCGGCACUUUGGAGAAGCUCUCCAUCAGUCAGAGUGAGACCAUCAGCUCUUCAGAUAACCAAACCGAGGACAUUAACUCUGUGGCAGUCUCUGUUACUGCAGACUGAAUCACAACGACUCUCCAUUUCAACCCUGCAACCAUCAUUAUCAUCAUUGAAGACCCAUCUA
Molecule: messenger RNA, 1422 nt
Organism: Rhinichthys klamathensis goyatoka
Lineage: Eukaryota; Metazoa; Chordata; Actinopteri; Cypriniformes; Leuciscidae
Gene: ankmy2a
Product: ankyrin repeat and MYND domain containing 2a
Exons: 11
Coding region: 84-1361 (425 amino acids)
Biological process (GO): regulation of smoothened signaling pathway
Molecular function (GO): protein binding
Source: RefSeq, a predicted model, not a curated record